Cyprinodon tularosa is the source of this 4885-nucleotide messenger RNA. It is a transcript of the gene tnk2b, whose product is annotated as tyrosine kinase, non-receptor, 2b. Gene Ontology annotation, biological process: signal transduction; regulation of keratinocyte differentiation; protein phosphorylation. Gene Ontology annotation, molecular function: protein serine/threonine/tyrosine kinase activity; ATP binding; protein binding. Bases 1183 to 4815 code for a protein of 1210 amino acids. The record is from RefSeq and is a predicted model, not a curated record. Gene Ontology annotation, cellular component: extrinsic component of cytoplasmic side of plasma membrane. NCBI's taxonomy places the organism in Eukaryota, Metazoa, Chordata, Actinopteri, Cyprinodontiformes, Cyprinodontidae. The transcript has 18 exons.
CUGAAAUGGAAAAAAAAAAUGUGGAUGGGUGCAGAAAGCAGGUUAGAGGCUGGGGGAAUAAAAGGAAGAGAGGAGGGGGGAAACGAUAACAACAGCGAGGGAUUAGCCAUCGACCAUGCAAUUAGUUAGUCCAUUUAGGUCAAAACUGUGUCAAAAAUCCCCCACCAGACCAAAGGCGUUACCUUCAGAGUUGAGCUGCCAGAAUAAAACCCUGGGAUGAUCAUGCAUUCACAAAAUAUUAGAGGUACAUACUGAUGUAAACAAGUAUGGAGGGACAUUGUCCCAGCUAGCUGCUUUGGUGUGUGUUGUUGCUGAUAGAAAGGCUGUUCGACCAUGGUGAUGCCUGUGGCCUGGAAUAAUAACGGGGUAGAGAGAGACGGAGGGAGCACCGCUGGAUUUAAAGAGCAUGCGUCAGCAUGACAGCAGCAUGCCUGGGAGUCGGUCAGAGACAGUGGAGAGCUGAGCAUCGUGGAGACGGAUUAAAGGACUGACGGUUUGGAUGAUUGAAGCAUUCUGGAUUCAUCCCCUCCUUGGAUACACCUUUAAUGCAGCAGAAUGACAAUGAUUUCAUUCUGCAGCUGCAAUGAUAAAGGAUCAUCCUUUUUUUAAAAAGAGACACUUCCUUUUUAUUAUUGGGAAUAUUUAGAGGCUACAGAGAUGCAAAAGGGAUCUGAUGCAAAAGGCAUCAACUCUGGAGUAUUUUCUUCAUUUCUGCAGAAACUGACUUUGUCUUCUUUUGAGUGAAACAUUGCAGCCUCGUGCUUCCCAAAAGGAACACAUUCCUUCACUGCAGUGAUCAGCACCUGUGUGCUCACCCAGUAGACAGCCGGUGAAGGACGUCCCGUUGUGAAUGGAUGAAACUGAGGUUCUCAUUGUCCGGCCCUUUUCCAACAGGCGCUGACUCAGCCUGAAUGUCAAAGGGAAUCACGCUGGUAUCGCAGCAGCGGGAUUUAGCAGCAUCACAGUUCAGAUAGAAGUCAUACUGCAAUGUGCCAGGCUAUCUGGAAUGCUGUGUGUGCUGUGCUGUGCUUGUCCUCCCAGGGACAGCAUGGAGCUUGAAGCAAGCAGACUGACCGGCUGAUUAAGUGGGUUGCUUGCUGACUGGAGCAGUUGCUAUUUGAGGUUUUUGUGGACUCUCUACACCCAUCCUCUGCCGCCUCGGUCGGGUGCUGCGGCCUAACGAUGGGAGAGACGGCAGAAUAUCAGAGGCUGCAGGAGACGGCAGAAUCCGACUACCAGAGCUUGCCCAGCGAUGAUGAAGAGAAACUGGGCAGUGGAAUGCAGUGUGAGGAAGGAACAGAAUGGCUGCUGGAGCUGCUGAUGGAGGUGCAGCUGCAGCAGUACUUCAAGAGGAUCCGAGAUGACCUCAACGUCACACGGCUCUCGCACUUUGACUACGUCAAGAAUGAAGACUUGGAGAAAAUCGGCAUGGGUCGACCUGGCCAAAGACGUCUAUGGGAGGCUGUAAAAAGGAGGAAAGCCAAGCGGAAAACCUGGAUGAGCAAGGUGUUCAGUGGGAAGCGACCAGACGGAGAAUUCCCUCAGCAGGGCCAGCUGGCCUCUUCGUUCCGCAAACUGUCCCUCACGCCUCCCCUCUGUCUGAGCGACGUGGUCCUGGACAAUCAGUCGGAAGUCAGCGGCGGUCCGCUCGACGGGCAGCAGCAGGCCCUGACCUGCCUCAUCCCGGAGAAGGACCUGACGCUGUUUGAGAAGCUUGGGGAUGGCUCAUUUGGCGUUGUGAAGAGAGGGGAGUGGCUGACACCUACAGGGAAAGCGCUUAACGUGGCUGUAAAAUGUCUAAAGACGGAUGUCCUCAGUCAGCCUGAUGCUCUGGAGGAUUUCAUCUGCGAGGUCAACGCCAUGCACUCUCUGGACCACCAGAACCUCAUCCGUCUCUACGGUGUGGUUCUCACACAUCCAAUGAAGAUGGUGACUGAGCUGGCUCCUUUGGGUUCUCUGCUGGAUCGUCUGCGAUGUGUUCAUCCAAAAGGCCCGGUGCUGAUCCACACUCUGUGUCAGUAUGCUAUUCAGGUAGCGAGCGGCAUGGCUUACCUGGAGCAGAGACGGUUCAUCCACAGGGACCUGGCUGCGAGGAAUAUCCUGCUCGCUGCAGCUAACAAAGUGAAAAUCGGGGACUUUGGCCUGAUGAGGGCGCUGCCUAACAACGAUGAGCACUACGUCAUGCAGGAGCAUCGCAAGGUUCCCUUUGCGUGGUGUGCUCCAGAGAGUCUGAAGACCAGAACGUUCUCUCAUGCUACAGAUGCAUGGAUGUUUGGAGUCACUCUCUGGGAGAUGUUCACGCAUGGCCAGGAGCCGUGGCUGGGCCUUAAUGGCAGCCAGAUUCUCCAUAAAAUUGAUAAAGAAGGCGAAAGGCUUCAGAAGCCAGAAGACUGUCCACAGGACAUCUACAAUGUUAUGCUGCAGUGCUGGGCUCAGAAACCAGGCGACAGACCCACUUUUGUCAACCUGCGGGAGUUCCUACUUGAGACCAUGCCCACUGACAUGUGCGCUCUACAGGACUUUGAUGAACUUGACAAACUUCACAUCAAAGUCAAUGAUGUCAUCACCAUCAUAGAGGGGAGGGCUGAGAACUACUGGUGGCGAGGACAGAACAAGCGUACCCUUAAGGUGGGGCAGUUCCCCAGGAACGUGGUGACGUCCGUCGCGGGGUUGUCAGCGCAUGACAUCAGCAGACCUCUGAAGAACAGCUUCAUCCACACAGGUCAUGGAGACACAAACCCUCAGCGCUGCUGGGGCUUCCCUGAUAGGAUUGAUGACUUAUACCUUGGGAAUCCCAUGGAUCCUCCUGACGUCCUGGGAUUGGACCUCAGUGCUGCUCGGCCCACUCAGCUGCCCGGACCAACUAAAAAGGAGCCGCCCCCCCGCCCUCCCCAGCCAACAGUGUUAAUCAAGAGUAAGUCAGGUCUCUCUCAGCAGCUUCUUACCCACUGUUCCUGUCUUCUCUGUUCCCUCUUUGCUCCACUCCUCAAAGAACCCUGCUAUGAUCCGGUAACUGAAGAGGAGGACUCCACAUCAGCAGCGCUUAGGAGAUUAUCACUGAGGAAAACUGGCUCACUCAAAGGUCUCAAGCUAAAACCAGCUGCUUGGGUAUCUGCAAACAAGCAGAGUGGCAGGACCACGAGCUCAGGCCACACUCCAAGCAGCGAUGUGUCCCUCAUUGACUUUGGGGAGGAUUUCUCAGCCUCACCCUCCCCUUCACCUGUUGUUGAAAAUCACAAUCCUGUGCUGGCUAAGCUAAUGUUGCAAGCGGGCAACAUCUUGGACAAAACCCCGCCUGAAAGUCCGUCUAAAUGGCUGCCGCGGCCACUUCACCCCACGCCUGUGGUAGACUGGGACGCCCGUCCCCUACCGCCACCUCCUGCCUAUGAUGAUGUAGCUCAAGAUGAAGAUGACAUGGAGGUGAGCUCCAUCAACAGCUUUGAGCAACAAUCUGAAUAUGAGCAGACGGCUGUCCAGGGAGUCCAAGGAACCAACUCUUCAGAAUUAAUUGAAAGGGAAGUUCUCAUCUUGGAUGGAACAGAAAGACCAGUCCUGGAGGACAACCUUUUCCUUUCCGGCAAGCAUGGCCACACUGCCUCCCCAUCCUUCUCCCAAUCUGCAGAGAUCUUCCAAGAACUCCAGCAGGAGUGCAUGAAGAAGCUCAACGUCCCGCUGGGGGGUGUUGGUCAGCUGUCCCAAAUAUCAGCCUUCUUUCCUCAGACUACUCGGAGCUCCCAGGAAGACCGUCAGAGCGAGGACAGACCUCAGAUCCCCCCACGUGUUCCAAUCCCCCCUCGCCCAAUAAAAAGGGGCGACUACACAUCUGCUCGCUGGUCGAGGGACCUGUCUGUUUCCCCGAUGCCAACCGAACCCACGCACAGUGUUUCAACCCUCGAACCACCGCCCCAGAUCCCACCCAGGGACCCUCUGUCACAACCGGGCUCCCGGACUCCAAGCCCAAACUGUGCCGUGGUGGGCUCCCUCCAGCAGAGGAUCUGCUCCGUCAGCCCCUCCACCCACCAGGCCUUACACUCCCCCUGUUCCACGGCACACACCUACAGCUCCUACCUCUCAACCUCUCCUGGUAAACUCAUGCCUACCACACACAGCUUUGCCUCAGACCCCAAAUACGCUGCCCCCAAAGUGAUCCAAGCCCAGGGUAAGGACAAUGCUAGUAGGGGUCCUUGCAUCCUGCCCAUCGUCCGUGACGGGCAGAAAGUCAGUAGCACGCACUAUUACCUCCUGCCAGAGAGGCCGCCUUACCUCGACCGCUUUGAGCGGUUCUUCAAAGAGGCUGAGACCGUCCCCGCUGCCGCUCCUGAGGACAGGCACCUGCGGCAAGCGAACAUGGCAACUGUGAGACCAAUGGUGGUCACAAACCAGACAGUUCAGGGGCAAGGGCUCGUCCAGCCGGGCGAACUGAAGGCUAAUUUCUUCUGCCAUAAUAACGGCACACCGCGAUCAGGGAUGAAGACAUCAGUUAGUCUCCCUCGCGUGUCUUCAGACGUGUUGACAGGUCCACUGGUCAACUCUCCCUGCAGCAGGACAGAGGAAGGAGGGAACUCUCUGGACAGAGUCCAAAGGGUGCAGGAGGCUGUUCACGGCGUGACGAUAGCAGAGUGUCAAACGGCCCUGCAGAACAACAACUGGGAUGUCCAGAAAGCUGUGAAUUAUUUGAAGGUGGAGCAGUUGUUCUGUUUGGGUCUGAGGAGCAGGUCCGAAUGCCUAAAGCUGCUGGAGAUGUGUGACUGGAACUUGGAGGAGGCCUGCACUCAGAUUUUACAAGAUUAUGGAUCCAAAACUAGACAAAGAUGAUGACAGGAAUCUGAUGGGAGUGAGCUUCGAUUGGACUUUCAUGGUGAGCAAAUCAGCAUUCAGAAGAUUU